Gongylonema pulchrum is the source of this 493-nucleotide messenger RNA. NCBI's taxonomy places the organism in Eukaryota, Metazoa, Nematoda, Chromadorea, Rhabditida, Gongylonematidae. The record is from the annotation of a GenBank genome assembly.
UUUACAGCUACAUAAUAGCGUUGAAAAGCUGAUUCGUCAAAAUGAGGAGCUGCUGCGGAAGAAUGCUUCGCUACAGAAGCAGGGUAGAAUGUUGGUGGAGGAGAAGAGUGAAAUCAUCAAAAGGCUACAGUUUACAGAAGAAGCAAAUAUUAAAUUAACGAAACUGUUCAAAGAUGCCACGAGACAGUGCAAGGAUCUGCAGCAGUACCAAAUGUUGCGCGAAGUACUGCAAGAGAAAAAUCUUCUAAAAGGUAAAGUAAUGGAGCUUGAAGAAGAACUGGAGCAACUGCGACCAUCAAGACGGCGAGAUUCGGGAUCAAGCGAAUCGAGCAGAGAUUUUGACAGGUCUGCUACUUCGGAUGAAUGUGUCGUUUACGGGCCAAUCAACAGGGAGCCAGAAGAGAAACUUUAUCCCUGGAAAUACGAACGAAAAGAAAGCGGCGUACGAAAGUUGUAUGCUUUACUUUGUAGAAAAUUUCUAAGGACCAAGUAG